Molecule: messenger RNA, 1068 nt
Organism: Entrophospora sp. SA101
Lineage: Eukaryota; Fungi; Glomeromycota; Glomeromycetes; Entrophosporales; Entrophosporaceae
Source: the annotation of a GenBank genome assembly
AUGAGUGGUGAAGAGAUUGAUAAGAAUGGUAAUAAAGAAAGUGAGGAUGUUGAUAAUGUAACUGUUGAUGAUACAACCAAGACUGUUGUUAAAAAAGUUAGACUAUUAGUUAAUCAAUUGGCACUUUGGGAUGCAAUCAAUCCACAGCCUACCACUUCGGCUAAUGAAGUAAUUGAGAAGAAUGAAGCAAUAGAAAAAAAUACCCCCCAUGAUGAAAUUCGUAAAGAUCCUUAUAAUCUACCAAAGGAAUUUGAAUGGACUUCGUUAGAAUUAAACAAUGAAAAUGAGUUGAAAGAACUUUAUAAUCUUUUAACAAAUAAUUAUGUGGAGGAUGAUGAUGCAAUGUUUAGGUUUGAUUAUUCACCUGAAUUUUUGAAAUGGGCACUUAUGCCACCAGGUUAUUUAAAAGUUUGGCAUGCUGGAGUUCGUGUUAUUGCAUCAAAAAAACUUGUUGCAUUUAAACUUAGAAGUAAAAGAUUAGCACCUGUGUUAAUUAAAGAAAUUACACGUAGAUCUCACCUACAAGGAAUAUUUCAAGCUGUUUACACUGCUGGAGUUGUAUUACCAAAACCUAUUUCCAAGGCAAGAUAUUUUCAUAGAUCUCUUAAUCCAAAGAAAUUGGUUGAAACAAAUUUUUCACGCUUACCACAAAAUGUGCCAUUAUCACGAUAUGUUAAAAAAUAUAAAGUGUCAACUAAAACUGUAACACCUGGAAUUAGAGAAAUGUUAGAAAAAGAUGCUUCAGCAGUUAGAAAUUUAUUAAAUUCAUACAUGGAAAAAUUUGAUUUUGUGCCUGAAUUUAAAAAUGAUGAUGAAAUCAAACAUUGGAUUUUACCUAGAGAAAAUGUUGUCUGGUCAUAUGUUGUUGAGGAUACAGAAACUAAAGAAAUCACAGACUUUUUUUCAUUUUAUUAUUUACCUUCAUCAGUUAUUGGUAAUCCAACACAUAAAACUAUAAAUGCAGUUUAUCUUUUUUAUUAUGCAAUUAAAGAAACUGAUGAAGAAGGAAUUAAAGGAAAAUUGCAGUCAUUAAUGAAAGAUGCUUUGAUUUUGGCUAAAUUAGUUUAG